Messenger RNA from Ananas comosus (pineapple), 1530 nucleotides. Its product is annotated as chlorophyll(ide) b reductase NOL, chloroplastic. The transcript has 13 exons. Gene Ontology annotation, molecular function: oxidoreductase activity. The coding region runs from base 95 to 1138 and encodes 347 amino acids. The record is from RefSeq and is a predicted model, not a curated record. Lineage: Eukaryota; Viridiplantae; Streptophyta; Magnoliopsida; Poales; Bromeliaceae.
UUGUAACGUGGGGAUAUUCCAGGCGCUAUCCGUACAUUUUUCACCCCCUUUUACUCCGCUAUCCAAAUCCCCCGCACGCUUCGCGGCUCCUCCCAUGGCUUCCCUAUCCUUUCCCGCCAUCUCCGUCCCCACCUCCGUUCGCCGCGGCCUCGCCCCAACCCAAACCGCCCGGUCCGGCCCGACCGCCAGAUCGGCCGGUCCGGGUACCGGUCGACGCCGUCUCGGCUCGGUUUUUUCCUCCGGUGCGAAUUUAGCGCGUCCGAGCCCGAUCCUGAGUCGAAUCGGAGAGGAAUCUUUCGACAAAAGGGAACCCAUGGUUCCCCCUUUUAAUGUCCUCAUCACUGGUUCCACUAAAGGUUUAGGGUUUGCACUUGCCAGAGAGUUUCUGAAGGCGGGGGAUAACGUUGUAAUCUGCUCAAGAUCAGCUGAGCGCGUGGAAUCAGCCGUUCAGAACUUAAGAAACGAGUUUGGAGAGCAGCAUGUGUGGGGAACUGUGUGUGAUGUCAGGAAAGGAGAGGAUGUAAAGGAACUAGUUAAUUUUGCACGUGACCGGCUGAAAUACAUAGAUAUAUGGAUCAACAAUGCUGGAUCAAAUGCGUACAGUUACAAACCGUUGGUUGAGACUUCUGAUCAAGAUCUCAUGGAAGUUGUUACCACAAACACUCUUGGGUUGAUGAUUUGUUGCCGUGAGGCAAUAAACAUGAUGCUAAACCAGCCUCGAGGUGGUCAUAUAUUUAACAUUGAUGGUGCUGGUUCUGAUGGAAGGCCGACCCCUAGAUUUGCUGCAUAUGGUGCAACAAAGCGUAGUGUAGUGCACCUCACUAAAUCUCUACAGGCAGAACUGCAGAUGAAUGAAGUAAAGAAUGUUAUGGUGCAUAACUUAUCGCCUGGGAUGGUAACGACGGAUCUUCUUAUGUCUGGGGCCACCACAAAACAAGCCAAGUUUUUCAUUAAUAUCUUAGCUGAACCGCCUGAGGUGGUUGCCGAGUACCUUGUUCGAUGCAUCAGAUCAGUUCCCAGCAGCAGAUCCAUGAAGCCAACCUACAUUCGCUUCCUCACAGGCUUGAAAGCGUACUCCCAAAUAUUUUCAAGACUUGCUUUUGGCGCCCGACGAAACAGAUAUCUUGUAGAAGAUUGAAGGAUUUCUAUAACUCACUGAGUCAGCGCACUAUUUGUUUUCAAUUUUCGCUUCUCUGAUGCAUGACUAAAUUAUUCACUUAACUUUCAUAUACGGCUCGUCGAUUGUUUUUUGUAUAUAGAUUCUCCAUUAAUGGGCUUUAGUUUGGUCUUUACUCCCUUCCUAGGGCAUGAAGCAUGCGACAGCAUAUCUCGAUGAUUCUUUAGUUAGACUAAGGAAAAAGCCGUACAACUUGCGUACUGUCGAUACAAAACUGGUGUACAGUAUAAGAUGUUUUUAUUGCUAUUGUUUGUGGGCAUUAUAGUAUCUUAUUAUUGAGGAGAAUGCCUUGAAACUGUUUCUGAUAAACUGUAUGCAACUUAAUUAAUUUGUGGGUGGGGAUUCUUUUGUCA